UCUCGAGUGUCUGUCGACUCACCCAAUAACCGAAUGCCAUUUUCCAUUCUCCCUCUCCCUCUCCCUCUCCCUCUCCACCGCACAGUAGUUCCAUCUCCCUCACUACAGCCACCACACCAACUCUUCCUCCCCAGUUCUUCGCGCCUUCACAGCAGCUCCAGCAGCCACGCGCAGUGCCUAAAACACCACCACACUGCCACGCUGGUCGUAGCCACAAUCGUACGCAGCAGCUGCACGUUUGAUUGAUAUCCCAGUUGGUUUAGUUCCCGAAGGCAUUGAUCAUUUGUAUAUGGUUGUUGUACGGGUGUAUGAUGAUACUUUGCCAUUGGGCGCCGGCAUGGACGUCUCCGCCCUUGGUUGAGGUGUUACCAUGUGGGUCUUACAAACUCUAAUUGGUGGCCUCUUGUACAUGAAAUCAGAGAAGAGAAGGAAGAUAGUGAAGGCAUUGAGAAGUACAUUGAAAUGGGAAGUAGAUAGAGUUAAUACUCACAUAUUGAAAUGUCACCUCCAUCUUGUGGCUAUUAUUCUAAUAUCGAUUGUUGGUUAUAUAGAUAAUAUGUUGUUAGCUACUAUCUUGUACUGUUAGUUUUUAAUGUUGAUGGCUUGUCUUUGAUGGCCCUGCUAUGACACGUUUGUCUUAUGAUCUUAUGUUGAGUAGUGGAGAUAUCAAAGAUAGACCUUACUUGUGAUGGAGCUCAUUUGCAUUGCAUACAGAGGGAAAUGAGUGAGAAUCUUGAAGUGUGCUAUAAUCUUAUUAUUAUUUACUCUACAUGUAGUUUCUUUUUAUUUAAGUUGUUUAUGUUUUGGGUUCGAGGCACAUGUUCUCCUUUUGUGUAAUUCGGUUUGUGCUGAAAAGUUUUAGUUUGAACGCCUUUUGAUAUUUUGUUAUUGUAGUUUGCAUGACUUUUGAUAUUUGGUUAUUUUCUUGAAAACCCAAGUGUUUGCACGAGAACCACGAUUCAUGUUUACAUGCUGAUUUGGAGAAGUCCUCAAUGAGUCAUUCCGCUAUGAGAUUUUGUUACAAGGCUGAUGAUGCUCUUCUUUAUUAUGUUUUGUUGAUCAUUUUCUUUGUUCCAGUAUGUCCAACUUUAGGGCGGAUGUUGCCGACAUAUCCUCACGAUCUUUUUCGGAAAUUUCCUACUUUAAUUAAAACAUUCAAACUACAACCUUUUUCCUUUUCUUUAUUUAUUUUAUAUUUUAUUUUUAAUGUAACACCCAAAUUUCCUCCGUUCCCUUGCGGUUUUAGUUUUGUAUACAAUGUCAGAAAUUCAGGGGUGUUACACAAAUGGUCUUUUAUAAUCCCUGAGAUCAUUUAGCUCAGGAUACACUACCAAUGUCCAGUGAAUUGGGACAAAGGUGAUGAAAGGUUUAUUCUUAGAGGCGUCAUCCUUGAAGAGGCUCUGGAAAAGUUUCAGGGUUUAGGGAAGCUUUAUAUAUUCGCGGGUCCAGAUAAAGGAUAAAAUCUUUCUGGUUGCCUGAGGUUGGAGCUGGUUUAAAGAGAUCCUGACGCGAGGCAAGAUUUGUGAGAAGAAGAGAUGAAGAGGAAAGCGGAGCCUAAAGGCAAAAUGGUAGAUUUUUAUCGGGAUGAAGAUGUCAUCCUCCUAGUCGUCUAAAAUGAUGUACUCAUAGGCUGUCAUACCCUCUUCACCCAGCAUACACCAAUACCCUCUUCAUAGGCAAAAUGGUUUAAAGAGAUCCUAUCUUGGGACGGGAACGGGAACGCGGAACGCUACUUAAGGUGAUUCUGGAACGAUGGGGAUGAUUAUCAUAAGUAGUAGUAGUAGCCUGACACCAGUACCCUCUUCGUCUAAUAAAAGUGAUGGUGUCUAGUGGUUCUCUACAAUAAGUACAUUAAUUAUAGAGAGAAAAAAAUGCCAAGCUUCCUUGGGAAAUAGCUUUGACACGUAGCCUGACAUUUAAUUCUUAUCCCUUCAACCCUAUUACCCUACCCACUAUUAGAAAAAGUAAAAUAGCCUUGUCACAUGUGACAUUUAAUCCCUCCUCUAAAGUCUGACAUAAGAAAUGUACUUCAUCUUCAACGUCGUUUCAUCUUCUGUGUUUCAUCUUCUUCGUUUUUUCUUUAUCUUCUUCGUCUGUUCUAUAAUUUUAAGUCCAUCUCUACAUUAAAAAACAACAAACUUCAAUGGCAAACACCGAAAAACAAUGACACAAAAAUUUGUCCAGUAAAACUGGGUGGGAUUUGCGAGUUGCCCACUGUAGCGAUUUGGUACGCGUUCCACAGUGUCACCAUCUCACGUUUGGGUAUGGCCGUUCGCGAUCAAAAAAGGCCCUAGUGUCCCGCGUUCCGAGUAACUAUGCCAGUACCCCACGGGUAAUCUUCCAGGAUAAAAUAUACUUUGGAAUUAAUCAUCUCUCUCAGAUCUUCAACAGUGAAGCAGUAAGGGCCAAAACAGGCAUGGCCACAGCCAAGCUGGCCGUCAUUUAGUGGGGAGAAAGGGAUCCCCUCAAAGCCUCUUAUUAUGGAGGAAGUUAUUUCAUUUAAUCACCUGACGUGUGGCCAUCCAGUCGUUAACAUCUCACAGUUUUUCGGAGGUUCAUGGGGUAAUGUUUCCUAGUGAAGAGAGAUAGAGGAAAUUCUAAAACUAUGUCAUCAGUAGUGUCCUGAUCAAAGUCUUAGCCUAAUUCCUUAAGGUCGUUUGUUGAGGGUGCCAUUGUUGAUGAUUAUAAAAGCUUUAAAGGAAAGAAGAUGAAGAUCUUGAUGUUCUUAAGAGAAAGAAGAGUAAAUUUAAGCAAAUCAAUUAGAAAGCACAGUAUGCGGAACAAAUGAGUCUAAGUGUGAGUGUUUAUAGGCAAAUGUUCGAUGGAUUUCAACAAAGAUCUGAAAGGAACAAGUUUUGAGGGAAGAUCAAAUUAAAUCGCCAAAAAAUUCAAAUUUUUGAAUAUUGGCGAACAACGAUGAGAUGUGCAUUUAAUGUAAGGUCAACUAAGUGGUAGUGAUGAUGAAAAAUAGUCGCCUAAAUGGUAACAUAUAGUUUUAUUUCUAAGGGGGGUAAAAUCAACUAUUCAAAAAUGAUUACAAAAGAAGUUUGAAAUCAACAGAACAAUUGUGAAGAUCCUAAAUUAAAAGCAUCCAAACACACCGACAUUCAGAAGGGUCCUGAUCAACAAGGGUUAAUACCAUCUUGACAUUUACACUUUAUGGAAAUUAAGUACUUAUUGAUGUAAUGAGUUUCAGUUGAAAGGUGUUCUAAAAAAUUGCCAAGUACAGACCCAUGAAUUCUGUUCUAGAAUUCAAAUGUCUGGGGGGCGAAUUGUAUGUGUCAGGAUUAACGACUCUAAUUCGGGGUUAAAAUAAUUGCUAAUAAAUCAUAAAGCAGUGAUUAACUGAUAAAUUCAGGGGCAAAAAUCAAUACAAGUAUUAUAACAAUAAUAUUCCAUUAAGUUAAGUUCCCUACUCAAAAUUACAAAAGAGAAGUUAUCGAUGUGCCGCACUACAUUUCAAUGACAUAUAUCCAACAAAAGCAUAGAUAUAUGUACUACAUCCUAUACAUCGUACCCUAUUUAGUUCUCUCCCUUUAUCUUAAUUUUAGAACUUCACAACGUAAUGAAGUAAUUUCGUACUUUGAUUCCAAUUUCUUCAAUUCAAUCUUCUUUAAUUUCUCCUCUACACAUGUCUUCAUAGUCAGCAUCUCAUCCAUCAUCUGGUCCAAAUGUGCUAUUUUUUGUUGCACAUCAGCAUCUUCAGACAAACCACAACUCUUUUCCCACAUAAAGAACGAGCAAUUUGCGUUCUGAUUAGCAAGACAAACAUUAAUUAUGGAUUAGAGUUUUUAUAACAGAAUAACACUUUUAAAUGACCAACAAGGGUAAGAAUAGAAUUAUAAAAUCGAACAUUAAAAACCCUAAUCGUAAAAAAAUAUAUACAAUCCAUUGAUUGAAAAGAACCUCUGCAUGCACUGGAACCAAACUAAUUUAAAAGUCACGGAUGCAAAAUCAAACGUUCAAAACAAUUUUUGGAAAACCAAUGAGCGUGAGACCAUAAAUAAACAAACAACAAAAUGCGAUAAAAUAAUCAGACACAAAGGCACGAAAGAAAACAUGCAAAAGUAAGACCAAAAAGGAGCAAAAGAAGUAAGUUAAAAUGUAGAACAUGAAGUAAUAAGUGAACCUCUAAGAAGCUAAUCUGAAAAGAGACGCAAAUACGAACAAACAAACAAAAAACUAAAACGAACAUGUAAAAAUGAACAAACAAACCCAAAAGAACCAUAAAAACCCUAAACGCAUUCAUAAAAACCUAGUAGAUACCCAAACAAAUGCAAAAUCAAACAUCGAUUUCUAAUCUAAGAUUAGAAAAUCAGAGCAAUGUAAACCAUAACGAAAUAUUAAAGUUUUGUGGAUGAAUUAAUUUAGAUUCUCGAGAAUAUAAGUGAAUAAUUAAAUGCUAUUUUUCUAGGUUUAAUUAAAAGUUGUGUUUUAUGGGAAAAAUAAUUUUCGUAAAUCGUGCAUAGAAACUUAAUUACAUCCUUUUUUUCCUCUUUUAAAAUUAUUAUAUUAAUAAUAGACUGCGCUUGGAGAGCUGUCUCAGGAUACAAGCUGAUAAUCAAAAUGAACAUCUCUAAUUGUAUAGAUCUUCUUGCCUUCCUCUCCCUUCUCUCUCAACCCUUUUACCCUCUUAGGUUUUUUUUACCUCUUUCCAUCGAACAACACCACCACCACCACCACCAACCUCCCUACCAUAAACCUACUUUUCUAUUUCAAGAUUAUCACCUAAAUCUCCAUUUCAUUCAUUCAUCUUUCCACCUCUCCUCUAUUCACAAAACUAGUGCUCCAGUGAUUGUCGCUAGGAUAGAUUGAUGAAGUAAACAAGUUUGCUGAGUGGUCUGAUCGGUCGAUUUUGAUGAGUUGGUUAUGCAGGUGAAUCUGGCUUAUGGCUGAUGCUGAUGAGCUGCACUGUGAGGAAAUAGAAUCAUUCUCUAGAAUUGAAAUAUUAUACCUGAUAGCGUAGGUACCAGGUUGACACAUUUGCCAUGCACAAGCCAAAGAAAAGAAAUCUUCAAUCAACCCAGAAAAUCGAUUGUUUAGAAUAUGUAAAUGAUUGUCUGCCUGCAUUAGUGAUACCUGUUGGUCCUCGAUUCCAAGCUGUUGUGCCAGAAUGGAUGGGAGCGUCUAAGGAAACGUAUGAAAAUGGUGAUUUAAAUACUUCAAAGUGGUUAGGUGCCAAAGUUUGGCCACUUAAAGAUGACAGUGAAGAUCAAGGGCUAAAAAUUGGAAAGGGAAGGCCUGGUUUAUGCACUUGCUCAACUCGUGGAUCUCCAUAUUGUGUAAAACUACACAUUUCGGAAGCAAGAGCCAAGUUACAAUCUGAACUCGGUCCUGCAUUUAAUAAAUGGAAAUUUAAUGAGAUGGGUGCAGAUGUUGGAAAGUCCUGGAGUUCAAAGCAGAAAAAACGAUUUGAUGAACUUGUCAAGGCAAAUCCAUUGUCACAGAAUAAGAGUUUUCUGCAACCAGCGGAGUCAUCCUUCCUAUCGAAGACUAGGAAAGAUAUCGUCAGUUAUUAUCUUAACGUGUAUGUUCCUAAACGUAUUAAUAUGUUAACUCGGUCUGGAUGUAAAGUGCUUGAUAGUGAUGAUGAUGAAGUCGAGGAAGCGUUAAAUGCCAAGAAUUCUCGGAAAAGAUCUCGAUCCAAUAGCGAUGAUAGUACAAAGGUUGCCAAGUCCCACUACUUGACUGGCAGAAGAUAAAUACACUAUACCCAACUGGUAUCUUUCUGAACUACUCUUUUCAAGUUCCCUUUAAGUUCAGAAGAUUCAUUUUGUUCUUUUAUACUUUGCCUGUAAUUUUUGCACUUUACUGUGCCAAAGUAUCAAAUCUAGGUAUAGAAAUAUGUAGGCCUGUACUUUCCCGUUAUACAUCUUGACGGGAUUUUCUUUAAGCUAGCUUGAUUGAAUGUUUAGAGGCCAUGUAACAAGGAAGAUCGUAUAACUGCGUGAAUUUAGUCCCAUUAUUCUUUCUGAUCAUGUUGUGCUUAAAUGAGAGUAAGAAAAAAUUUUCAUAUAUGCCCCCAUUCUAGUCUCUAGAUCUAUGUUUUCACUAUGUCUUAAGUUCCCAACCUUGGGGUUCAGCCUUGUUUGCUGACGAUUAAGGACAAUUUUCGUCUAGUAUAUCAAGUAGAAUAUUUUAGCAUCAACUAUGGGAGGGUUUGUGUUUAAUCCAUGCUUCUUUCUCAAAGGAAUCUUGUGUGAAGGGACGUGAUAGUCUAUAGCAUGUCAUAGAGCUUCAAUUAUCAUGUUUAGCUUUUAGUUGAAUUGAUUGCUUAAUAGACUUCUUUUGGCUCCUUGAUUUUCAUAUCGAAGCUCUUAUGUAAAGAGCUGUGAUCCUGAAAGAGAAUGCUGAUCUUCCGUUCUUGUUUGUACCUCUAUUUGUUACCCUGACAGCUAGACAACUUGUGUAUAAUGUUGAUAAAUGAAAAUGUUUUAAGGUGAUGUUAGAUGUAUUAUACAAGUAAUAACAAAAAAUGUAUAUUUAAAAAGAUGAGAAUUUAACUUGGAUUUUGGAUCACUAAAUAUCUUUCAAAUGUUACAACUUAGAUCUUGACGGGAUAUUCAACAUUAGAAGAGAUUUAACACUAAUUUGAAUGUCAUUUGAAGCCGUUUUAUAAACUUAUUAAUUCAUAAUGUAGUUAUGAAUUAUAAGUUUGUAAGCUAAAUUUUGAAAUAACACUUAAAGUUGAGCAACAAUCUAAAAUAAAUAAAUAAAAUAAAAAUGGAGAACGAUAAUUCUAGUAUUUCAUGAUGAUUGUUAAGUAGGGAGAAUAUAAGGAGAAGAGUAGUAUAAGAGAUUGAUAAUAGAUUGGUAAAGUCGUAUAUUUCAGUGUAUAUUGCAAUGCAACAUGAAGACAUAUUUUUAUAGUACAAUAUGGUUACUAUUCAUGCACUAUUACAUUACCAUUUGCUACUGUUCAUAGGGAUAAUGUUUGCACAUUUCUAUGCAUUCAUCUCUUCUAACAUUCUACGUAUUACAUAGAUAUGAAAAA
This is a messenger RNA of Amaranthus tricolor (Joseph's coat), 6994 nucleotides long. Its product is annotated as AT-rich interactive domain-containing protein 2-like. The record is from RefSeq and is a predicted model, not a curated record. The coding region runs from base 4989 to 5702 and encodes 237 amino acids. The transcript has 4 exons. NCBI's taxonomy places the organism in Eukaryota, Viridiplantae, Streptophyta, Magnoliopsida, Caryophyllales, Amaranthaceae.